CGUUAUCGGCGCGGUCACACUGAUGUACAGGCGUAUUCCAAACCAGGACUGAAAGAUUUAUUUUCUAAAGUAAAAUAGAUGGAUCUAUAUGACGAUAUAGAUACGAAGCAACGAGCGGGCGAGAUUGAUGGCUGGUCGUCUGGCAUUAAAAUGUUACAGACCCAGCUGGCCGUAAAGAAAGCCGUCAAAAAACCUCUAAUGACGCCGGUGGUCAAUUUAAGAGCCAAGCGCCCCGUCGAGCCAGAAUCAUCAUUUUUUGCCUCAAUGCCAGUGGUGGUGGUCAAGCCCAUAAUCACUGGUAAAGCUCUACUUCCCGUGUUGGAAAGUGCGAGCAAGGACGACUGGGACUUCGCGGACGAGUAUGACCCCCAGUGGCCGAAUGAAUACGAAAAACUCAAAGAGAACUCUAAGAGCAGUGAGAAGUCCCGAGCUAUCACCGGCGGCGGAGGAAGCCAUCGAGAAGAUCGCGAUAAGGACCGGGAACGGGAGAGGAAACGAGGGCGCAUAGGUCGUCGGGAAGUCCACAAAGACGAUGUCUUACCGCCAAAUAUGAAGUUUAGCGGCUUCGGCCAGCUACAGAGCGCUGAUGACUUGUACAGUCCGCCGGCAGUGGGCUCUGUUGCAAAGCAGGGAGGGGGUGCCGCUAUCGCUCCUCCUCCUUCACUCCAAGAGAUGUCAAUAGAAAGUGAAGAUGGAUCCUCCAACGUUACUGCACCAUACUCUGCAAGCUCGGUUGCAGCUAAAAUUAUGGCCAAAUACGGCUUUAAGGAUGGCCAAGGCUUGGGAAAGUCUGAGCAGGGUAUGUCAAUAGCCCUGCAAGUGGAAAAGACUUCCAAACGGUGCGGUCGUAUCAUACACGAGAAAGACGUCUUUCUGCCGCCUUCGUCCUUGUCGCCACCUGCGAUUGGCUCUCCAACUAGACUAAGUCCCAGUGACAACGGGAUGCCACCACCCCCAUUAGCACCCCAAGCCGCUCUUAGCGGCGAUACUGAGCCCAGCAUCACAGAAAUCAUGAAAUCGCCAAGCAAGGUUGUUCUUCUUCGCAAUAUGGUCGGCCCUGGGGACGUUGAUGAGGAGUUGGAGCCAGAGGUGAAGGACGAGUGCAACACAAAAUACGGGACAGUGAACAGCGUAAUUAUACACGAAGCGUUCGGAACUGUGCCAGAAGAUGCAGUAAAGAUAUUUGUGGAGUUUAAGCGAAUCGAAAGUGCUAUUAAAGCUGUUGUGGACUUAAAUGGCCGCUUUUUUGGAGGCCGUCAAGUGAGAGCGGGGUUUUAUAACUAUGAUAAGUUUAAAUGUUUUCAAUUAAAUUAGCAUUCAUAAAAAUUACGAAUGAGGGUGUUAGCCCAGUUUAGAGAAGGCCUUGGAACAAACAUUUGAUUUUGGUCAAAUUAAUUUUCACUGCCGCUUAAUAGUGUUUAUUAAAUUAAACAUUUUUGGGCUGUACCUCCGAAAAGCCUUAACGCCCGACCAUUUUCAAAUUAUCAGGAUUCAGGUCAAUGUGUGUGACGAAACCGAUUUCUUGAAAAAAUAACGGUAAAUACUGUUUUUUUUUAAAUUUUUUUUUUAAAUACCCUUUAUGAAAAACACAUACAAACAAAAGUUGAAGAUCUAAUUGAAAUACACAUUUCAUGUUUUGUGACUCAAACAUGGAGUUCACUA
Drosophila elegans is the source of this 1662-nucleotide messenger RNA. RefSeq names its product splicing factor 45 (gene Spf45). The record is from RefSeq and is a predicted model, not a curated record. The transcript is spliced from 3 exons. Gene Ontology annotation, molecular function: RNA binding. Gene Ontology annotation, cellular component: precatalytic spliceosome. NCBI's taxonomy places the organism in Eukaryota, Metazoa, Arthropoda, Insecta, Diptera, Drosophilidae. Gene Ontology annotation, biological process: mRNA cis splicing, via spliceosome; alternative mRNA splicing, via spliceosome. The coding region runs from base 79 to 1314 and encodes 411 amino acids.